UUUAGUAUAGCAAUAACCUUCUAGGAGUAACCAUCGGAAUUAAACUUAGUAACCUGCGGAAAUAAGAGCACGCGUCGACCGAAUUUUUGUAUCGCCAUGGGUUGGUCACCGUUGAUGAUUAAAUAUCUAGCGUUCCUGUUCAAUUUUCUUUGUGCGGUGCUGGGAAUCGCAACUAUCGUUAUCAAUGUAAUCGCAAUUGAGAAAAUAGAUCCGAGGGAUCAACUCAUUUUGGGCAUAUACAUCGCUGUUGGUUCAAUCGUAUUUCUGCUUUCGUUCUUCGGAUGUUUCGGUGCCAUUAAGGAGAGUAUCUGUAUUACCUGGGCUUACGCCAUCUCCAUGCUGGUAAUGCUGAUCAUCUCUAUAGUCCUGCUAUUUGUUUUUCGCAUGCAUUUUGAUGAGGCCUCUCUUACUAAAUUAAAGCAGGCCUUUGGGCAGCAGACGGCCGACUACGAUGCAAUGGCUGAGUUCCAAACACUAUAUGAAUGCUGUGGCAUCAACAAAUUAAAGGAUUACACCGACGCCUCUAUACCUCUUCCUAGUAGCUGUUUUGACAAAAACGAAACCCCUUAUAAAGACGGCUGUCGGUCAAAAAUGGAGACCCUACACGAGGAACUGCUGACGGGUCCCAGGAUUGUUGGCUGGACGCUUAUGGUCAUGGAGAUCGGUGCCUUUACAUUCACCACCAUUUUGGGAGUAACUUUCAGAAACGAACAGCGGCGUUUAGAGUAUUGAAGAAUCUGACUAUUUCACUAGUUGAUAUUAUAAAGAUAAUAAUAAUAUUCUUGCUUCUAGCGAAUUCUGUAUAUACUUGUUAGUCGAAUGUAAUGUUCACCUCUUAUGAUACUUAAAAAACUAAAUUGUAAAUAAUACAUAUAAUGCGUUGCUUGAAAAGCAUAUUAAUUCAAAAGAAGUUAUCAAAAUAAUCAUUUUGAAUAAUACGGAGCGAUGCAUUGCAAAAUAUAAAAACCACAAGACCACUUGUGACUAAGUCGAUCUGAUUGGUAAGCUUCCUAAUUAAAGAUCCUAUGUUAAAUAAUUUGAUUUAAUGAAUCAAAAACAAACUAAAGCUAAGUUUUACAAAUUCGUGAAAAAAUCUGUAGACUGGUUCGCAACAUAUAGCUUUGAAAUAUUGGAUUUCGGAGUUCUGCCAAAAAUGCCUAUGUAUUGCUUUUCCAAAU
Drosophila gunungcola (fruit fly) is the source of this 1178-nucleotide messenger RNA. Its product is annotated as protein late bloomer. Gene Ontology annotation, cellular component: membrane. The transcript is spliced from 5 exons. The coding region runs from base 97 to 732 and encodes 211 amino acids. The record is from RefSeq and is a predicted model, not a curated record. NCBI's taxonomy places the organism in Eukaryota, Metazoa, Arthropoda, Insecta, Diptera, Drosophilidae.